ACCCGGACCCAGCGCCGCGGAGUGUGUGAGUGAGUGAGUGUGUGUGUGUGAGCCGUGACUGUCGCGCUCUCGCCUCCUGCCGCAGCUCGUCCGGACUCGAGCCCGUGUCUUCGUGUCCCGGUGGUCUCGUGGGGCUCCGGGAGAGCUCGUGCUGCCCCCCUGCCCCGCUGACCCCCCCGCUGUCGACGCCUCGCGGCCGCUCCGCUCCGGACCACCGGCAGGAUGAUCGCCGCUCAGCUGCUGGCCUACUACUUCACCGAGCUGAAGGAUGACCAGCUCAAGAAGAUCGACAAGUACCUGUUCUCCAUGCGGUUCUCGGACGACACCCUGAAGGACCUGAUGAGCCGCUUCAAGCGGGAGAUGGAGGCGGGGCUAGGCCGCGACACCAACGCCACCGCCACCGUCAAGAUGCUGCCCACCUUCGUCCGCUCCAUCCCGCAGGGGUCGGAGAAGGGAGACUUCAUCGCCCUGGAUCUGGGCGGGUCCAACUUCCGGAUCCUGCGGGUCAAAGUGACGCAGGACAAGAAGCAGCCAGUCCAGAUGGAGAGCCAGGUGUACGAGACGCCCGACGACAUCAUCCACGGCAGCGGCUCCCAGCUGUUCGACCACGUGGCCGACUGCCUGGGAGACUUCAUGGAGAAGCAGAACAUCAAGGACAAGAAGCUUCCUGUGGGCUUCACCUUCUCCUUCCCCUGCGCCCAGACCAAGCUGGAUGAGGCGGUGCUGGUGACCUGGACGAAGAAGUUCAAGGCGAGCGGCGUGGAGGGGGCGGACGUGGUCAAGCUGCUGAACAAGGCCAUCCAGAAGCGCGGGGACUACGAGGCGGACAUCAUGGCGGUGGUGAACGACACGGUCGGCACCAUGAUGACCUGCGGCUUCGACGACCAGCGCUGCGAAGUGGGGAUCAUCAUCGGGACGGGGACCAACGCCUGCUACAUGGAGGAGCUGCGGCACAUCGACCUGGUGGAGGGCGACGAGGGCCGCAUGUGCAUCAACACGGAGUGGGGCGCCUUCGGGGACGACGGCUCGCUGGAGGACAUCCGCACCGAGUUCGACCGCGAGAUCGACCGCGGCUCGCUCAACCCGGGGAAGCAGCUGUUCGAGAAGAUGGCGAGCGGCAUGUACCUGGGCGAGCUGGUCCGCCUCAUCCUGGUCAAGAUGGCCAAAGAGGGGCUGCUGUUCGAGGGCCGCAUCACCCCGGAGCUGCUGACCCGCGGAACCUUCCAGACCAAGCACGUCUCCGCCAUCGAGAAGACGAAGGAGGGUCUGAAGAAGUGCAUGGAGAUCCUGACGCGGCUCGGCGUGGAGCCGUCCUCGGAGGACUGCCUGGCCGUCCAGCACGUCUGCACCAUCGUGUCCUUCCGCUCCGCCAACCUGAUCUCCGCCACGCUGGGCGCCAUCCUGCUGCGCCUGAAGGAGAACCGGGGCGCCGCCCGGCUGCGCACCACCGUGGGCAUCGACGGCUCGCUCUACAAGAUGCACCCGCAGUACGCUCGCCGUCUGCACAAGACGGUGCGGCGCCUGAUCCCGGACACGGACGUCCGCUUCCUGCUGUCGGAGAGCGGCAGCGCCAAGGGCGCCGCCAUGGUGACGGCGGUGGCGUACCGGCUGACGGAGCAGGCGCGGCAGAUCCAGCAGACGCUGGACGAGUUCCGGCUGAGCCAGGAGCAGCUGCUGCAGGUCAAGCAGCGCAUGAGGCAGGAGAUCCAGCGCGGCCUCGGCAAGGACUCGCACGCCGAUGCCACCGUCAAGAUGCUGCCCACCUUCGUCAGGAGCACGCCCGACGGAUCAGAGAACGGAGACUUCCUGGCUCUGGACCUCGGAGGGACGAACUUCCGGGUGCUGCUGGUGAAGAUCCGCAGCGGGAAGCGGCGCUCGGUGGAGAUGCACAACAAGAUCUACGCCAUUCCUAUCGAGGUCAUGCAGGGGACGGGAGAGGAGCUGUUUGACCACAUCGUCUUCUGCAUCUCGGACUUCCUGGACUACAUGGGGAUGAAGAGCGCCCGGCUGCCUCUGGGCUUCACCUUCUCCUUCCCGUGCCACCAGACCAGCCUGGACGCCGGGAUCCUCGUCACCUGGACCAAAGGAUUCAAGGCCACGGACUGCGAGGGCGAAGACGUGGUGGAGCUGCUGCGAGAAGCCAUCAAGAGGAAGGAGGAGUUCGAGCUGGACGUGGUCGCCAUCGUGAACGACACGGUGGGGACGAUGAUGACCUGCGCCUACGAGGAGCCCACCUGCGAGGUGGGGCUGAUCGCAGGAACCGGCAGCAACGCCUGCUACAUGGAGGAGAUGAGGAACAUCGAGACGGUGGACGGCAACGAGGGCCGCAUGUGCGUCAACAUGGAGUGGGGCGCCUUCGGGGACAACGGCUGCCUGGACGACAUCCGGACGCCGUACGACCAGGCGGUGGACGAGAACUCACUCAACGAGGGCAAGCAGAGCUUUGAGAAGAUGAUCAGUGGGAUGUACCUGGGGGAGAUCGUCCGGCAGAUCCUCAUCGACCUGACCAAGAGAGGCUUCCUGUUCCGGGGACAGAUCUCCGAGACGCUGAAGACCCGGGGCAUCUUCGAGACCAAGUUCCUGUCCCAGAUAGAGAGCGACCGCCUGGCGCUGCUGCAGGUGCGGGCCAUCCUGCAGCAGCUGGGCCUGGACAGCACCUGCGACGACAGCAUCAUCGUGAAGGAGGUGUGCGGCACCGUGUCGCGCCGCGCCGCGCAGAUCUGCGGCGCCGGCAUGGCCGCCGUGGUGGACAAGAUCCGGGAGAACCGCGGGCUGGACCACCUGGAGGUGACGGUGGGCGUGGACGGCACGCUGUACAAGCUCCACCCACACUUCUCGCGGAUCUUCCAGCAGACGGUGAAGGAUCUGGCCCCGAAGUGCGACGUGACCUUCCUGCUGUCGGAGGACGGCAGCGGCAAGGGCGCCGCGCUCAUCACCGCCGUGGGCUGCCGACAGCGCGAGCUGGACGCCCAGCAGCACUGAGCCGCGACCUGCGACCUUCCACCUCCACCCGCCGCACAGCCCGACUCCAUCCCCCCCCCCUCGGCAGCCGUGACUCCACCUCGCCCCCUACUGCUCCGCCGCAGCGCAGCGACCGGGACUGAGCCUCUGAAUAUUUAUUUCUCCUGCAUCUUAGGGUUCUGAUUUCCACGUCUGUACAUUUCCUCAACAGCUUGUCAAUAAUCUGAUCAAUCUCGACUCCCUGGGUGUGCAGUAUCUGUGUAUUGCUGAUUUUAUUUUUAUAUGGAGGCAAAUAUAGAGCUGUAUUUAUAUAUGCUGAGGCCACUUUGAAUCCAGAGCUCAUUCGAGUUUUGCACCAUGGAGCCCAGUAAGUCUGCACUUUUUAUAAGCCCGGUUCUCCCUGCAGCUGCCAGCCGGUCCCGGGACGGACGGACGCCGGUCCCGGGACGGACGGACGCCGGUCCCGGGACGGACGGACGCCGGUCCCGGGACGGACGCCAGUCCCGGGACGGACGCCGCUUCCUGCAGGCUUUCAAAAGGGCUUCGCUACAAGGGUAGAAUGCCGGAGUCACGGCUGUCCCCCUCAGCCCACUAACCCCCCCUGGUGUCCAUGUCCGCUGGCUCACUUCCCUGUGCAGCACCGGCUCGUCGAUCGGGACACGGCGGGAACCGAACCCGGCGGACAGGUCCUGCUCUGUCCUCCCGCCGUCUGUGAACUUCUCUGCUUUUGGUGUCGUGAUGAAUCGCCACUUCUCUCGGUUUAAUGUGCAAAGAAGAAAUGUUUAUCGGAGCGGAGUGGAAAUAGUGAGCGCUUCUGUGUAGCUGUGUGUCUUCCUGUUCUGACCUGUAGCUUUCAAUGGGGACUGCAUGCCUUACGUCACGCCCCGCCCCUGCCAAGCCCCUAGCCCCGCCCCCUGCAGCUUCUUUGUUCCUUUUCUGUUUUUUACAUCACGUAGAGUUGUGAUCAACACAGUAAAAAGUGACUUCAUUAAAUUAUAUUUUGUUGUGGAGUAAA
This is a messenger RNA of Salarias fasciatus (jewelled blenny), 3976 nucleotides long. Its product is annotated as hexokinase-1-like. Gene Ontology annotation, cellular component: cytosol; mitochondrion. Lineage: Eukaryota; Metazoa; Chordata; Actinopteri; Blenniiformes; Blenniidae. Gene Ontology annotation, biological process: glucose metabolic process; intracellular glucose homeostasis; glucose 6-phosphate metabolic process. The transcript is spliced from 18 exons. Bases 223 to 2982 code for a protein of 919 amino acids. The record is from RefSeq and is a predicted model, not a curated record. Gene Ontology annotation, molecular function: D-glucose binding; ATP binding; fructokinase activity.